AUGUCGUGCAACACCAAAUCCACCUGCAAAGGUUGUUCCUGCAGCAACAACCCACCCCCAAAUAUCGAAGACUGCGAAAGCGAGCUCCUCGCCCUCCGCAAGCGAACCCACGAUCUAGAAAAAAAGCUGGCAAAUCUCCAAAUCCGCACCACAGCACCACAGCGCAAGCUACGCUCAACACGAUGGUUCAACGACGACGAAAAUCCAGGCAUGACAGCUCUGUAUAUCGAGCGGUAUCUUAAUUAUGGACUGACACGCGAGGAGCUCAUGUCCGGGAAGCCGAUUAUCGGUAUUGCGCAGUCAGGCUCGGAUCUCGUGCCUUGUAACCGGCACCAUUUGGAGUUGGCGAAGCGGACGACGCCUGCGGCAUUGAUGGCGGCUGCUACUGUGAAUAUCCCGGCCAUUUGUUUAAAUGUUGGUCCGAUGUUGAACGGAUAUCUGAAGAAUGAUCUCGCGGGAUCAGGGAUGGUAGUCUGGAAGGGAAGAGAGAUGUAUGCUGCUGGCGAGAUGAAUCGGGAGGAGUUCAUGGAUUAUGUGGCUCGUGGAGCACCGUCUGUCGGCCAUUGCAAUACUAUGGGUACAGCCUCAACGAUGAACGCACUAGCAGAAGCACUGGGCAUGGCGCUCCCAGGCUCGGCAGCAAUUCCAGCUCCAUACCGGGAACGGGGCCAGUGCGCGUAUGAGACCGGCGAGCGCAUUGUCGAAAUGGUCCACGCAGACCGUAAGCCAAGCGAUAUCAUGACACGGGCAGCAUUCGAAAACGUUAUAGCCACAAAUACCGCUAUUGGUGGGAGUACAAACGCUCCCAUACAUAUUAACGCCAUGGCCAAACAUAUCGGCGUCGAACUAUCACUUGACGACUGGGACCAGAUUGGGUUUCAAAUCCCUCUACUCCUGAACAUGCAACCCGCCGGCGAGUUCUUAGGGGAGGAGUAUUUCCGCGCCGGCGGACUCCCUGCUAUCAUGGCAGAGUUGUUAGACGCCGGGAAACUACGUCCAGAUGCAUUAACCUGUAAUGGAAAAACAGUGGAAGGGAACGUGCGUGGCAAGCACACCUGGAACCGGCAGAUUAUCCGAGCGUAUACCGAGCCGAUGAUGAAGGAUGUCGGAUUCUUGCAUCUGAAAGGCACUCUAUUUAACUCGGCGAUUAUGAAAACAUGCGUGAUAUCAACAGCUUUCCGGCAAAGAUUCCUUGAAAACCCAGACGACCCCAACGCAUUCGAGGGUGCCGUUGUGGUCUUUGACGGGCCAGAGGAUUACCAUAGCCGACUUGACGAUCCCGCGACACCAAUCGAUGAUAGAAGUAUCUUGGUCAUGCGCGGCGCAGGUCCCAUGGGCUACCCGGGCGCCGCUGAGGUAGUCAACAUGCACCCUCCAACACGGCUAUUGCGACAAGGAAUUACCUCACUUCCCUGCAUCGGUGACGGCCGGCAGUCUGGUACAUCUGGCUCGCCUUCUAUUUUGAAUGCAAGCCCCGAAGCAGCAGCUGGUGGGAACCUUGCGCUUCUUCGUGACGGGGAUCGGCUACGGGUAGAUUUGAAUAAACGUCGCGUUGAUAUUUUGAUUGGAGAGGAGGAACUCCAGCGUCGUCAUGAGGACCUCAAGGUUCGGGGUGGGUUCUCUGUUCCCGAGAGUCAAACACCGUGGCAAGAGAUCUUCCGACGAGAGACUGAUCAGUUGAAUGAGGGUAUGGUUUUACGAGAUGCUGUUAAGUAUCAGCGUAUUGCGCAACGCUGGGAACCUCGGCAUAACCAUUAG
Messenger RNA from Penicillium griseofulvum, 1758 nucleotides. RefSeq names its product IlvD/Edd family dehydratase. The record is from RefSeq and is a predicted model, not a curated record. Lineage: Eukaryota; Fungi; Ascomycota; Eurotiomycetes; Eurotiales; Aspergillaceae. The transcript is spliced from 4 exons. Gene Ontology annotation, molecular function: hydro-lyase activity. The coding region runs from base 1 to 1758 and encodes 585 amino acids.